UGAGAGCUGAACGUCAGAGAACCAAUCAGCUGCUCCCUCCUCCAGCUCCUCGGAAGACGUAACCAUGGCAACAAACACCACAACCAGGUAUGACCACAUCACCUGCAAACACCUGAUCCGUUCAGGGUCUCCUACCAUCUACCAGCUGACACCAAAGAAAGAGAAAAUAGGAACCAUAAAAAGAAUGACUCUUGGUGAAAAAAAUCCAACUAAAGUACACAAAACUAUCCUGCUUGUGGGAGAAACAGCAACGGGAAAAUCUGCUCUGAUCAACGCUCUGGUCAACUACGCCAUGGGAGUGACGUGGGAGGACAAUGUCUGGUUUGAGAUCGUAGAGGACGAGAAGAAGCAAUCACAGAGUCAAGAGGAGGACGAAGAAAGUGACGUGAAAUGUGAAAGUCAGACAUCAGAUGUGAUCGUGUACGAGAUCUUUGGCUUUGAAGAUAAAACUCUGCCCUACUCUCUGACCAUCAUUGAUACUCCUGGAUACGGAGAUACCAGAGGGCCUGAAUAUGAUGACGCCAUCUCUACUAGAUUAACUGACGUGUUCCGCUCACAGUACGGAGUUCAUGAGAUGAAUGUCGUGGGUCUGGUGCUGAAAGCGAGCGAGAAUCGACUAAGUGACCGUCUGUGGUACGUCUUUGAUUCAGUGGCGUCUCUGUUUGGAAAAGACAUGGAGAACAACAUCGUCUCUCUCAUCACACACUCAGAUGGAGGGAAACCUAAAAAUGUUCUUGACGCUCUCAAUGCUGCAAACAUCAAGUGUGCCAAAGAUGAAAAUAAUCAGCCUGUUCACUUCCUGUUUAAUAACCUACAAAACAAAGAGAGAACAAAGAAAAUUAGAGUCCUUAUGAAUGCAUAUGAAACAACAAUGGAAGGAAUGUCAGAGUUUGGAGAGUUUCUGCUUAGAAAAGCUCCACAACAGCUGAAGACAACUGUGGCCAUUCUGGAUGAACGCAUCAGACUGACAGCAAGCAUCCAAAACCUGCAAGAGCGAGUUGAGCUGAUUGAAUUUAAACAGAAAGAAAUCCAACAGACUCAGGAAGCCCUGAGGAAACAUGAACAAGAGAUGAAGAGCAAUGAGAACUUCACUGUAGAAGUUGACGAGCCCUACAAAGUUAAAGAACCUAUCAGCGGUGGAAUGUGGGCAUGGGUGUUUUAUGAAGGAGCUGUGUCCUGUAAUGUCUGUGAGGAGAACUGUCACUACCCUGGAUGCACAGUGGCCUGGUCUCCCAAAGGCUGUGAGGUGAUGAAAAAAGGUUGCUGCACUGUAUGUACAGGGAAAUGCCCUGUGUCAGAUCAUGUGAAGGAAAAGUGGAGAUAUGUGACUAAGACAAGGAAAGGGACAAAAACUCUUCAAGAUGUGAAAAAGAAGUUUGACCAAAGUAAAGCAGACUGCAAAGAGAAAACAAGCCUUCUGGAAACAGUUCAGAAGAAAAUGGACGAACUUAAAAAGGACAAAGAUCGGUGGUUGGAAGAGUCCUUCCAGCAUGUUGUCAAACUGGAGCAGAUCGCUCUGAAUGUUGAUUCACUGUCCACUCAUAUCCAUCUGGACUUCCUGAUUGACAAGAUGAAGGAGAACAGUGAUAGGUUUGAAGAGGAGGUCCAGAAACUGGAGGAGAUAAAGAGGCGAGUGAAUAAAGGAACCAGAGCAGGGCUGGCGUACAUGCUCGGUAGACUGACUGUAUCUGCUGGCAGAGCAUUUAAAUACAUGUUGGAGUAGGUGAACAAGAUCAUUUUGAGAAGCUCUGAUUCAAACACGAUGAUCUUGUUGAUACAAACUUUAAAUCAUAGCAAAGAUUUAAUCAUGAUAUUAAUGCUCCACAUAAACUUAAAUGUAAUCACAUUGUAAAUUUAACAUUUGUAAUUCCUUCUAGUUUAUUAUUCACCAACAAAACUUUCAUUCUUAUAUAUAUUAGAGAGAGAGAGAAUCUGACUUAAAAUAUUUGAUAGUGUCAUCCAGCCCAUUGAACUGUACGGUAGUGAAGUAUGGGGUCCACUCAGACAUCAGAGCUACACACGCUGGGACAAUCAGCCAACA
Messenger RNA from Labrus bergylta (ballan wrasse), 2041 nucleotides. Lineage: Eukaryota; Metazoa; Chordata; Actinopteri; Labriformes; Labridae. The record is from RefSeq and is a predicted model, not a curated record.